Molecule: messenger RNA, 1080 nt
Organism: Dreissena polymorpha
Lineage: Eukaryota; Metazoa; Mollusca; Bivalvia; Myida; Dreissenidae
Product: mucin-6-like
Exons: 1
Coding region: 1-1080 (359 amino acids)
Source: RefSeq, a predicted model, not a curated record
AUGCGGGGAACCACCAACACGUAUCACCAACACGUACCACCAACAGGUACCACCAACACGUACACCCAACACGUACCACCAACACGUACCACCAACACGUACCACCAAGACGUACCACCAACACGUACCACCAACACGUACCACCAAGACGUACCACCAACACGUACCACCAAGACGUACCACCAACACGUACCACCAACACGUACCACCAAGACGUACCACCAACACGUACCACCAAGACGUACCACCAACACGUUCCACACACGUACCACCAACAGCUACCACCAACACGUACCACCAAGACGUACCACCAACACGUUCCACACACGUACCACCAACACGUACCACCAACACGUACCACCAACACGUACCACCAACACGUACCACCAACACGUACCACCAACACGUACCACCAACACCUACCACCAACACGUACCACCAAGACGUACCGACAACACGUACCACCAACACGUUCCACACACGUACCACCAACACCUACCACCAACACGUACCACCAACACGUACCGCCAACACCUACCGCCAACACGUACCACCAACACGUACCGACAACACGUACCACCAACACCUACCACCAACACGUACCACCAAGACAUACCACCAACACGUUCCACACACGUACAACCAAGACGUACCACCAAGACGUACCACCAACACGUUCCACACACGUACCACCAACACGUACCACCAACACGUACCACCAACACGUACCACCAUCACGUACCACCAACACGUACCACCAACACGUACCACCAACACGUACCACCAACACGAACCACCAACACGUACCACCAACACGUACCACCAACACGUACCACCAACACGUACCGCCAACACGUAUCGCCAACACGUACCACCAACACGUACCGCCAACACGUACCACCAACACGUACCAUCUACACGUACCACCAACACGUAGCACCAACACGUACCACCAACACGUACCACCAACACGUACCACCAACACCUACCGCCAACACGUACAACCAACACGUACAACCAACACGUACCGCCAACACGUACCACCAACACGUACCAUCUACACGUACCACCAACACGUAG